CUUCAACAUCCAUACCAAACUCCAAGGAAACGCCCAAAUACCCAAUCCAAAAAGAUAACCCAACCAAAAACCUCUCUUUCCCCUUUCUUAUCCCCAAAUCCCAAACUCCCACACUCACUAUGGUACUAACAAUGUCUCUCACUUCCUCACUCAAUUCCCUCACUCUCUCCACCCCUUUCCUCAAUGGCACCGCUCCACUUUCAAACCUCUCAAAACCCACUUCAUCUCUCUCUCUCCAACACCCAAACCCCUUUUCUUUUAUGCCUCCAGUUAGGGCCAUGAAGUCGAUUCAAGGCAGAGUUGUUUGUGCAACUAAUGACAAGACAGUUUCAGUUGAAGUAACAAGAUUAGCCCCACAUCCUAAGUACAAAAGAAGGGUUAGAAAGAAGAAGAAGUUUCAGGCUCAUGACCCUGAAAAUCAGUUCAAAGUUGGUGACUUGGUUCAGCUGGAAAAAAGUAAACCCAUCAGCAAGACUAAAGCUUUUAUUGCUAUUCCUGUUCCUGCUAGGAUUAGGAAGGAGAAGAAACAAGAGAAUGAUGAUGGGGGACUUGGGAUUCCAUUGGAGUCUCAACAGGAACAGCAGGUUUAAUGUGAGGUCCGUUGUUGUGUAAUUUGUGCUUCAAUUGUGAAUUUUUGUGAUGUAAUUUGAUAAUUGCUACCAUGAUGAUGAAUGGAUAUUUCCGUGUAAUUUAUUUAACGGUUGUGGGAUUGAUUUUGUUUCA
Molecule: messenger RNA, 723 nt
Organism: Ricinus communis (castor bean)
Lineage: Eukaryota; Viridiplantae; Streptophyta; Magnoliopsida; Malpighiales; Euphorbiaceae
Product: 30S ribosomal protein S17, chloroplastic
Exons: 1
Coding region: 120-590 (156 amino acids)
Biological process (GO): translation
Cellular component (GO): ribosome
Molecular function (GO): structural constituent of ribosome
Source: RefSeq, a predicted model, not a curated record